AUGAAGAUACAUCUGUUCAGCUUUGUUCUAUCCAUUUUAUAUGGCUUUCAUGACAGCCAAAUAUAUGCACAAUCUACCACUACACAGCUUACCAACAAUCAGAUUAUAUCAUCCUCUGUAGCCAUCCAUGGAUACAAUUAUUACUACUUUAGUGUUUCAGCAACUGGUCGAUUAUUCAGUAAACGAGACUUACCAACAAUCCAUCUCUCAACAACCAUCUGUAAUCAACCUACAGCGCCUGCUGACUUCCACGAUACAGUACCACCAUUGAAUGUGUAUGUUUCUAUCUCCAACUCGAAUACAUUACCUGGUCCAGAUAAUAGUGCUGCUGUGGAGGAUUCGUCCAACGGUCUCAUUCAAUGGCAAAGUGAUAAUCAGACAUCCGAGAUCUGGAUUGCUGUAGCUGCACCUGCUUUGGCAGGUGCUUGGGCUGGAAACUUUACAUAUGAAAUAGGUGUUUCAACCACUCAAACACUGCAUCCGCUAUUCAUCAACAACGAAAAGAACGAUACAUCAAAUAUACCGUACGUGAUUCUCGAAGACACAGAUAGAAACAAUGCUCUUUUUUUAUCGAGUCCCAUACAAAGCAAUACACAAAAUGCCACACUGUUGAUUACGCCUGUUAUGCCUGUUGAAUUAUCCAACUCGCUGUGUGCUGCUAAACAGCGCACGCUCUCUCAUUACAGUGUCAAUACAACCACCACCCGUCGUGGCCCUACAAGCAGAAUCAGACAGCAAUUCAUGGUAUCUAACCUCACACAAGAUACACUCUACACAGCCUACAUGCUUCAGCCUGUGGGCUCAGUAACAGGCAUGACAACACCCAUCCAUUUGGGAACCAAGAUUGAUGCCAAUUGUCGCAUCAUCUACGACCUCCCCUUUUGCGACCAAGUAGCCUACAGUGUACCUACAGAUAUAGCUGCUUUCGCAGCCAACGAUCCAUGGACGCUUGCCAGCCAAUAUGAUGCGCAAGCCAAAGAAAAGUUUGCGCCUUUUGACACAGCCCUUUCCCAAUACAACUGUGAUACCACGCAAUAUUCGCUUGUUCGCAACUGCACAGAUUGCUACCGAGAUUAUAAAACUUGGCUAUGUGCCGUUACGAUACCUCGUUGCACGGAUUCUUCUGCAAGCGCUGAUCUCAGUCAAGGCACAGACAAUGUACCUGCUGCACCUGCUUUGCGAGAUAUCUCUACCAAUGCUUCUCGAAAUCCAUGGAUUGACGAGACACUGAAACCAGGAGAAUGGACCGAAUUAUUACCUUGCAUUGAUCUCUGCUAUCAUGUGGUGCAGAGCUGUCCUCCUUUCAUGCAGUUUUACUGUCCUGAUGCUGAUUUGGCUUUGGUGCAGUAUGGGUAUUGGCAGAAUGGCACAGCGUCUGUCAAUGGCACAACGUUUCAUUUUGAUAUCAAUAAUCCUACUUGCAACCGGCUGGGUCUAGCAUACUCUUUCUUAUCCUAUAGAGACUGA
Molecule: messenger RNA, 1467 nt
Organism: Mucor velutinosus
Lineage: Eukaryota; Fungi; Mucoromycota; Mucoromycetes; Mucorales; Mucoraceae
Product: DNA topoisomerase 2-associated protein pat1
Exons: 3
Coding region: 1-1467 (488 amino acids)
Biological process (GO): calcium ion import across plasma membrane
Molecular function (GO): protein binding; calcium channel activity
Source: RefSeq, a predicted model, not a curated record